GUCUCCCAAAAAGAAAAAAAAAAAAAAAGAAAGAAAAGAAAGGAAAACCCCGCUCUCUCUAACUUUCCCUUCUCUCGGGCGAUCGAUUAACACUACUUGGCAAUUCGGAUCCUGAUAAGCCGAAAAACCAAACGUCUAGUCUCUCUCAAUAAAAAAAAAAAAUUGGAUUUUGAUUCAGGCCCAAAGCCGAGUUCUUUUUCUACAGGGCAUCUGAAGCAGGAAAUCAAUCAAUCCAAGGAUAAGGAUCCCGAAACAUGUCGGCACUCUUCAAUUUCCAUUCAUUCCUAACGGUAGUGCUAUUGGGAAUCUGCACCUGCACUUACUUGAAGAUGCAAUUUCCAGCAAUCCUUGAACAGAGAACUGGGUUCCGUGGUUUCUUCUGGAAGGCAGCCAGAAUAGGUGAGCGUUUAAGUCCUUGGGUGUCUAUAGGAUGCUUCACCAUGGGUGUGUCAAUAAUAUUUUUCUGAGCAACAAGCACCAUCCAAUUGUUCAGAAGCAGGCUCCAUUUUUUCCAUGUGGGCAAAUGUGUCUCUUGUUGAAAUUUGACAUGAUUAGAGGGUUUGUAUGAUGAAAAGAGUGUGAUAACACUGUUUCAAGAACUAUGUACACCCUUAUUUGAAAUGUAUGCUAGAAUUAUUUGGCAGAUUAUUCAUUGAUUAUUUGUCAGUUUGUCUUGUCUUGAAGCACGGCCAGUAGUGGACCUAAAGGUUAUGAUGGAUGGACAACUAUAAUUGCCAAUUUGAUUCCAUUCAUUUUAUAA
Molecule: messenger RNA, 760 nt
Organism: Theobroma umbraticum
Lineage: Eukaryota; Viridiplantae; Streptophyta; Magnoliopsida; Malvales; Malvaceae
Product: kish-A-like protein
Source: RefSeq, a predicted model, not a curated record